ACCUGGUCACGUGCCAGGGCUCCGAUCACGCUUGCGCCAGAGAAACAAGAUGGCGGAGAGUGCGGAAUUGAAGCAAAUGGUGAUGAGCCUCCGUGUCUCAGAGCUUCAGGUUCUUCUGGGAUAUGCAGGCCGCAACAAACAUGGAAGGAAGCAUGAACUCUUGACCAAAGCGCUACAUUUGUUGAAAACGGGCUGCAGUCCUGCCGUGCAGAUGAAGAUCAAGGAGCUCUACCGCCGACGCUUCCCCACAAAAAUGGUGUCCCCGACAGACCUCUCUCUCCCCGGCAUACACUCCAGCUCUGGAGGGGCUUCCGCAGGCCUGCCAGCAAGCCUCACACAGCUGGGAUAUGAUGGCCACGGCUCACCGUCUCUACUACCUGUCGCACUGCUUGGGCCAAAACAUGAGCUGGGCCUGCCCCACCUGCCCUCCGCCCUUCACCCAGUCCAUCCAGACGUCAAGCUCCAGAGGCUGCCCUUCUACGAUGUGCUUGAUGAGCUCAUCAAACCCACCAGUUUAGCCUCAGACAACAGUCAGAGGUUUCAGGAAACGUGUUUUGCGUUUGCACUUACGCCUCAGCAGGUCCAACAGAUCAGCAGUUCAAUGGACAUCUCUGGGACCAAAUGUGACUUCACCGUGCAAGUACAGCUAAGGUUUUGCUUAUCGGAGACGAGUUGUCCUCAGGAAGAUCAUUUCCCACCCAACCUUUGUGUAAAAGUGAAUGGAAAACCCUGUAACCUCCCUGGAUAUCUUCCUCCAACCAAAAAUGGAGUGGAGCCAAAGCGACCGAGCAGACCCAUCAACAUUACCUCCUUGGUUAGGUUGUCUACAACAGUUCCCAACACCAUUGUUGUGUCGUGGACAUCAGAAAUCGGAAGGAGUUACUCGAUGGCGGUAUACCUGGUCCGACAGCAGUCAUCCUCAGUUUUGCUACAGAGACUACGGUCAAAAGGCAUUAGAAACCCAGACCAUUCAAGAGCACUCAUCAAAGAAAAGCUCACUGCUGACCCUGACAGUGAGAUCGCCACCACCAGCCUGCGAGUCUCCUUGCUCUGUCCGCUGGGAAAGAUGCGGUUGAUGAUUCCGUGUCGAGCGUUGACCUGCUCACACCUGCAGUGCUUUGAUGCUACACUCUACAUUCAAAUGAAUGAGAAGAAACCCACCUGGGUGUGUCCGGUCUGCGACAAGAAAGCCCCUUAUGAACACCUUAUUAUUGAUGGAUUGUUUAUGGAGAUCCUGAGCAGUUGUGUGGACUGUGAUGAGAUCCAGUUUAAAGAAGAUGGCAACUGGUCUCCUAUGAGAUCCAAGAAAAUAGUACAGGAAGUGUCAGCCUCAUCAAACGGCGUUGAAGACUCGUGUCGGUCAGUUUUGUCAGACCACAGAAACAGUUCGUCCCACAGCAGUAGCAGUAAGAAAGUGGAGGUGAUUGACUUGACGUUGGACAGUUCAUCAGAUGAAGAUGAUAGUGAUGAACCUGCACCUAAAAGAGCCUGUCCAUCUCUGUCACCAACCUCCCCGCCAAUUAACAAGGGAGUGUUAAAUCUCCAUCAUCAGGCUUCUCCACUGGCUAGAGCUCCCAGCAUGCCAGCAAUGGAGACAAACUACAUCCCUCCACCUCCUCCUCUCAUCCAGGACUACCGUCACUAUUACCACACACCCAAUGACCUCUCAGAUCUGAACUUCUUCUCAUUUUUACAAGGGGACAAUCACCAGCAUUACAACAUGGUCAUGGCAGCUGCAGCCGCCGCAUCGGCCUCUGCAUCAGCAUCCGAAGACCACGAGCUGCUCCUGAACCGCUUCAUGCCCUACGGUUCCUCUCAGCUCUUUCUGGAGCAGUCAGGGACGCCGGCGAGCAGCUCGCUAGUGCCUGCUAACGGCAGCGGAGGCAGCAGUAGCGGAAGCAGCAGCAGCCUGGUGUCCUCCAGCAGCCUGAGAGACAGUCACCCACACACCAACACGUCCCGCUCGCGAUCCGACGCCGCCGCAUCGGUAAUAUACGGCUCCAUCCCUGACGUCAUUUCACUGGACUGACUGCUCCUGGCUGGCUCGCCAAAAAAGACAGGCUUUUACCACAGACAGCAGGAGGAGGGAAAAGGAGCUUCGUGCACUCAUGAUUAAAAUGGGAUCGAAGGAUUGGAGGAAGAGAGGAAAAUAAAGGAGAACAAAGACUUUUGUAAAGAGAAGAAUAAAAUUGCUGUGUACAGAGAAGAAAAAUCUAUUUUCAGUUUUACUUUUGUAUAUAAACAAUAGGACGCUGCCU
Danio rerio (zebrafish) is the source of this 2258-nucleotide messenger RNA. NCBI's taxonomy places the organism in Eukaryota, Metazoa, Chordata, Actinopteri, Cypriniformes, Danionidae. The record is from RefSeq and is a predicted model, not a curated record.